Messenger RNA from Cynocephalus volans (Philippine flying lemur), 2879 nucleotides. It is a transcript of the gene PYGM, whose product is annotated as glycogen phosphorylase, muscle associated. The transcript is spliced from 20 exons. NCBI's taxonomy places the organism in Eukaryota, Metazoa, Chordata, Mammalia, Dermoptera, Cynocephalidae. Gene Ontology annotation, biological process: glycogen catabolic process. The record is from RefSeq and is a predicted model, not a curated record. Gene Ontology annotation, cellular component: cytoplasm. The coding region runs from base 78 to 2606 and encodes 842 amino acids. Gene Ontology annotation, molecular function: glycogen phosphorylase activity; pyridoxal phosphate binding.
AGAGUUCCACUCCCUGGCUGGAGGCACCACCAAGGUAGUGUCCACUUGUCCGUCUGUUCGGCCCGCCCUCAGCAGCCAUGUCCCGGCCCCUGUCGGACCAUGAGAAGAGAAAGCAAAUCAGCGUGCGUGGCCUGGCUGGUGUGGAGAACGUGGCCGAGCUGAAAAAGAACUUCAACCGGCACCUACAUUUCACACUCGUCAAGGACCGCAACGUGGCCACCCCACGAGACUACUACUUUGCACUGGCCCACACCGUGCGCGACCACCUUGUGGGUCGCUGGAUCCGCACGCAGCAGCACUACUAUGAGAAGGACCCCAAGAGGAUCUACUACCUGUCUUUGGAGUUCUACAUAGGACGGACGCUACAAAACACCAUGGUGAACCUGGCCUUGGAAAAUGCCUGUGAUGAGGCCACCUACCAGCUGGGGCUGGACAUGGAGGAGCUGGAGGAAAUUGAGGAGGAUGCAGGUCUGGGCAACGGGGGCCUGGGCCGGCUGGCAGCCUGCUUUCUGGACUCCAUGGCAACAUUGGGCCUGGCUGCCUAUGGCUAUGGGAUCCGCUAUGAGUUUGGGAUUUUUAACCAGAAGAUCAGCGGAGGCUGGCAGAUGGAGGAGGCUGAUGACUGGCUUCGCUAUGGCAACCCCUGGGAGAAGGCCCGACCCGAGUUCAUGCUGCCUGUGCACUUCUAUGGCCGAGUGGAGCACACCAGCCACGGCGCCAAGUGGGUGGACACACAGGUGGUAUUAGCCAUGCCCUACGACACGCCUGUACCAGGCUACCGCAACAACAUUGUCAACACCAUGCGCCUCUGGUCAGCCAAGGCACCCAAUGACUUCAACCUCAAGGACUUCAACGUCGGUGGCUACAUCCAGGCUGUGCUGGACCGCAACCUGGCUGAGAACAUCUCUCGUGUCCUGUACCCCAAUGAUAAUUUCUUCGAGGGGAAGGAGCUUCGGCUGAAGCAGGAAUACUUCGUAGUGGCCGCCACCCUCCAAGACAUCAUCCGCCGCUUCAAGUCUUCCAAGUUCGGCUGCCGUGAUCCCGUGCGCACGAAUUUCGAUGCCUUCCCGGAUAAGGUGGCCAUCCAGCUCAAUGACACCCACCCUUCCUUGGCCAUCCCCGAGCUUAUGAGGAUUCUGGUAGACCUGGAGCGGCUGGACUGGGACAAGGCAUGGGACGUGACAGUGAAGACCUGUGCCUACACCAACCACACGGUGCUGCCCGAGGCCCUGGAGCGCUGGCCCGUGCACCUCAUCGAGACGCUGCUGCCGCGGCACCUCCAGAUCAUCUACGAGAUCAACCAGCGCUUCCUUAACCGAGUGGCUGCAGCAUUCCCAGGGGACGUAGACCGGCUGCGUCGCAUGUCGCUCGUGGAGGAGGGCGCGGUGAAGCGCAUCAACAUGGCACACCUGUGCAUCGCCGGUUCGCACGCCGUCAACGGCGUGGCUCGCAUCCACUCCGAGAUCCUCAAGAAGACCAUCUUUAAGGACUUCUAUGAGCUGGAGCCUCAUAAGUUCCAGAAUAAGACCAAUGGCAUCACCCCUCGGCGCUGGCUGGUUCUGUGUAACCCCGGGCUGGCAGAAGUCAUUGCUGAGCGCAUUGGGGAGGACUAUAUCUCGGACCUGGACCAGCUGCGCAAAUUGCUAGCCUACGUGGAUGAUGAAGCCUUUAUCCGGGAUGUGGCCAAAGUGAAGCAGGAAAACAAGUUGAAGUUCUCUGCGUACCUAGAGAGCGAGUACAAAGUCCAUAUCAACCCCAACUCGCUCUUCGACAUCCAGGUGAAGCGAAUUCAUGAAUAUAAGCGCCAGCUCCUCAACUGCCUCCAUGUCAUCACCCUGUACAACCGCAUCAAAAAGGAGCCCAAUAAGUUUUUCGUGCCUCGGACUGUGAUGAUUGGAGGGAAGGCUGCCCCUGGGUACCACAUGGCCAAGAUGAUCAUCAAGCUCAUCACGGCCAUUGGGGAUGUGGUCAACCACGACCCAGUGGUGGGAGACCGCCUCCGCGUGAUCUUCCUGGAGAACUACCGAGUCUCACUGGCUGAGAAAGUGAUCCCAGCUGCCGACCUCUCUGAGCAGAUCUCCACUGCGGGCACUGAGGCCUCAGGCACCGGCAACAUGAAAUUCAUGCUCAACGGAGCUCUGACUAUUGGCACCAUGGACGGGGCCAACGUGGAGAUGGCAGAAGAGGCUGGAGAGGAGAACUUCUUCAUCUUUGGCAUGCGGGUGGAGGACGUGGAAAAGCUUGACCAGAGGGGGUACAAUGCCCAGGAGUACUACGAUCGCAUUCCUGAGCUUCGGCAGACUAUCGAGCAGCUGAGCAGCGGCUUCUUCUCUCCUAAACAGCCCGACCUGUUCAAGGACAUUGUCAACAUGCUCAUGCACCAUGAUCGCUUUAAAGUCUUUGCGGAUUAUGAAGACUACAUUAAAUGCCAGGAGAAAGUCAGUGCCCUAUAUAAGAACCCGAGAGAGUGGACGCGGAUGGUGAUCCGGAACAUAGCCACCUCGGGCAAGUUCUCCAGCGACCGCACCAUUGCCCAGUACGCCCGGGAGAUCUGGGGCGUAGAGCCUUCCCGUCAGCGCCUGCCAGCCCCUGAUGAGAUGAUCUGAGCCUCCAGUCCAGACCCCAAAUCAGCCCUUGAGCCUGUUUGCAAUCCCUUGGGCCAGCCCCAGCUUCUGAUCCAGAGGGUGGGGUGUUGGAGUUAGAUCUCUAAGCCCCUUCCUGGAAUCCUCAUUUUCCCCUAGCCUCGAGGUCCUAGAGUCCAGCGUGACUAAGGACACUGCUCCACUACUGUCCUCGGGCUCCCCGCCCCCUCCUAUUGAUGGGGUCUGACCAACUGCACCGGCUCCCCAAUAAAUUGAUUCUCCUUGGGAUCGUCCUUA